CCGGUAAAACACCAUAAAACACUCGACAAGAACGGCAAGGACCAAUGACAAAUAACUGUCAUUAUUACUUCAAACUAAAUUUAAAAACUAACAGUACGCGAAAUCCCCGUUUUCAAUAAUCGCUUUAGGAUGUGCGACGAUGCAGCAGGCUCAAAAAACUACGAAUUUAUCCCGAUCACCAAAUGCCCCUUGGAAUAUGGCACCAGACUCUUUUACGAUGAUUGCACCCAAUCCCUCUACUUCGUAGACAUGCCAAAAGCCACCGUUUACAAAUAUUCAUUGGCAUGCAAGAAAUUAACAAAAGCGAAAAUCGGCUGCGAAGGACAAUUGGCGUUCAUGUUCCCCGUGGAAGGUUCGAACUGCAAGUUUAUAGCAGGCAUCGGCAGGAAAAUCGUGUUCGUGAAUUGGGACGGGGAGGUUGACGCCGUGCCCGACUUCGAAGAGAUCCUCGAGGUGGACACCGAGCCGGACCUGUGCAAGAACAUGUUGAACGGGGCCAAAAUAGACUUUUGCGGCAGACUCUGGGCUGGAACUAUGGGUCCGGUGGACGACAAAGGCAACGUUGCGCCGGGAAAAGGGUCGCUCUACCGCAUCUCGCAGGGUUGCAGUUCGAAGCAGAAAUGCAGGAUCGGGAUUACCGGCGGCUUGGCGUUUGACUGCAAAAAGAAUAAAAUGUACUUUUGCGACACGAACGACCCGAAAAUAUUCCAAUACGACCUUUCGAAAGAUGGGACAAUAGGCAAUGAAAAAAUGAUAUUCGAUUUUGCGAAGAACAAGUUAGAGGGCAAACCGGACGGCAUGUAUGUGGACAAAAAAGGAGAUCUUUGGGUGUGCGUGGUGUUCGGAUCGGCUUUAAUUAAAAUCGACGUUUGCAAUGGAAGUAUCAAGGAGAAAAUCGAUUGCCCUACAGCUCAAGUAACAUCCGUAGUAUUCGGCGGUCAGAAACUCAACGAAGUUUACAUCACUACAGGGAAAUUAUGUGUAGGCGGAAAACCUCCAGAAGGACCAGCGGGAAUGACGUUGCAAAUAAAGGGCUUGGAGGCGGGGGGAAUUAAGGACGUGAGAUACAAGGAAUAAUUCAUCUAAAAAAACAUCUAGCAUUAAUCCAAUAAAGCAACAGGCGCGAAAUUUGUGUAUGAUUGUAUAUAAUUACAUCGAAUUACAUUGCUUUUAUUUCUCGGAAACCUGAUUAUUUAGGUAUAGGAACAUGAUAUACCAUUUGAAAGAGAAUUUAAUUAACUUUUUGAACAGUUAAAAAUAU
Messenger RNA from Phyllotreta striolata, 1261 nucleotides. The record is from the annotation of a GenBank genome assembly. NCBI's taxonomy places the organism in Eukaryota, Metazoa, Arthropoda, Insecta, Coleoptera, Chrysomelidae.